UUUUAGGAAUUUGAUUGAUUUUUGAACACUAUAAAUUUUGGAACUUCAACUAAGAGGGAAAAUAUGCACAGUUCAGAACGACACUCGGUCCGUUCAAUCCGCAGUCACGCGUCACUCAUGAACAACAGUCGCUGGUCGCGACGCGACACUCCACCCUCGCUGACGCGACUACACAGUCACUCGAGCGACAUGCGACUCAGUCACUCGAGCGACAUGCGACUCAGUCGCACGAGUGACAAUAAGCCACUCAGUCGCACUAGCGACAACAGUCAUCGCCGCAGCACUGUGUCGUUUGCUUCGGAUGUCACCAAUGUGGACUUUCUUUCCGAAAUCGCCGAAUCGGACGAGAAGAGCGACGCACCUUGGGAUGUGGUUGUCAAUCUGGACGAAAGUGAUAUCCGAACCAGGGAAGAGUAUAAACAGUCACAAAAACAAAUCAUGGUAUUAAAUUUCAUCAAUGGUGCUGAGGAAAAAGUAGCAGUUUGGAGACCUCCAGCUAAUAAGACGUCCAAAGACCUGAAUAAAAUGCCUCUGGCAAUUAGAGCAGCUUUCAUUGAAGAUAUGGUGGCAUCCCGAUUCUGCAAAUGGCUGCGAGGUCUGGGAGGCAGGACGCCGAAUCUGGACGAGAAAAGUCUGAAGGAGCUGUUCCAGAUUGGCAUAGUCAAUCCGACAUCGGCGUCCAUCAGGACAAUCUGCGAAGAACGCACCUUCAUACCGGAUCUGGUUGCUGAGAAACUCAAUUUGCCAGAGAAAACACUGCUGAACCAGUUGCAACGGCAGCUAGAGUGGGACAUGUGGGCGGAGAGGCGACCCGAGCGAACGAAGGCAUUCGGCAAAAUGGUGGAGCCGUGCGACCAGUUCCGGCCACCCAACAACCACACUCGCCAAACGUGGUUGGCCUGUCACUCCAUACCCAAGCACAUGCAGCAGUACACCCAGGUGGCUUACAACAGUAUCAUGGCUGCUAGGGGAUCAAGGGAUUCAAGUUGAUCACAAGUUUUAUGAGAUGGAUACAAUAUUGUUUUUGAAGAAUUCUGAUGGUUGUGCAUGCAAAAUUAUAACAUAUAUCAUCUUUGAUUCGUGGUGGUGGUCUUUUUUUAUUUAUCUUUUUCAAUUUUUUAUGUUUCUUUGGCAGUAGAGAGAGUUUAAAUUACAUAUCUUCAGAGGUGAUAUUUCGUAUGUUUUAUUGUUGUCUGUGAUUUUAUUGUUUAUAAAAUUUACACUGUUUUCAGAAAUUUUGUAGAACUUCCCCAUGAUGAGGUGAAAAAGUAGAUUUGACAAUAUUUAAUAAAAACGAUAUAC
Messenger RNA from Nilaparvata lugens (brown planthopper), 1302 nucleotides. RefSeq lists its product as uncharacterized. Lineage: Eukaryota; Metazoa; Arthropoda; Insecta; Hemiptera; Delphacidae. The transcript is spliced from 6 exons. The record is from RefSeq and is a predicted model, not a curated record. Bases 64 to 990 code for a protein of 308 amino acids.